AAUGAAGCUUGGAACGAGUCUCUUCACAUAAAAGAAAUUUUAGCAAAAAUGUUCCGAAUAACGCCCUACGUUUACAAUAGUAGGGUUCUAUUGUACCACCAUUACCCAGUUCACAUACAAAUACUUACAAUUACACGCUCCCCACCUACCCUCAAGUACAAAGACCCAACUGAACGUGAAACCUGUCCACCACCAUUACCCCCGCCCCCUCCACCGCCCAAGGACGACCGCCUGCUCUGGGGUACGCUGACCGUAAUGUUCCUGGCUGGAGGUUUUGCUGUUUACGCGAAACAAAAUCCAGAAGUUCGUGAUUGGUUAUCACUGUACGCACCAUGGUUCGACGAUUUCAUAGCUCUUGCGUACCAGGAGAACAUGACAUACGGAGAGUUUGUGACGAAGAGUUUCGAUAAUUUUAGAAACUGUUAUUUACAGUUAUUUUUGAAGUAUUUCACUGACCCGAAGCCCAAGAAGUGCUCCAAUAAUGGCCAGUCUAUAUCAUCCAUUUCUGAAGGACCUAAAGAAAAAGAGCCUAAGGAGACUGGACCAAAAGAGAAAGCAUCUAAAGAGAAGAUAACUGACGUAAAAGAAGAAGAAAACAAAGAACCGGAGCAAACUUCUUGUGAGAUUUUACCUCCACCAGUGUUGAUGAAAGACGUUUGUGAGAUCGAGACUUGCUUUAGGGAUUUGGGCGACUCUAUCAUUAAUAAUUAUUUGACCGCAAGAGAUGCAUGUGCUUAUUAUAAUAAGUUAGUAGAAGAAAUAAUGGAGAACUUCUGUAUGAAAUCGUUGAAAGGAUUGCACUCGGCGAUGGCAGAGCGAAUUGAUUUAGUCAACGUAUCCCUUAAAAAUGUCGAGAAUGCAACUGUUAAAAUAGACGGACUAACACAUUAUUUCGAAUGCGGCGUGAAGGCUCCUUGCGAGGCAAUGAAGAACACUAGAUGCCUUAUGAAGGACUACCGUGACAAAAUUAAAGGCAUGAUGAUGGAAUACGAGUGGCAGAAUGAUAAAUCUGUGGCAUUAGACGCGCUGUGGCAAAAGGUGGAACAAUUGAUGUUAAAAUAUACAGAAGAAAACGAGACACUAUUUCCUGGACUAAAAUACACUCAUAACAAACCUUCGAUGCAAGGAGACGCAGAUUUACUUCUCUACCAUACAUUACGUUAUUCACAACAAUUGCAAGAGGAGUUAAAAGAUGCCAGUGCGGGCAUGACCGAAAGAGUGAACAGAGCUGUCAAUACUCUACCGCAUUGUGAAAAAGAAAAGAAAAUAUGGCAAGCAAAUCUACAUUCAGAGCUUAAGAGAAAAAGAGCCGACUUGGAGAAAGAAUUUAAGAGACGAUAUGAAGAUUUAAAAGCUGCUAAUGAUAUGACUUUGAAAGAAGCUUUGAAGAAACAGUUGGCGAGACACCAAGAAAAUGUGCAAACAAGACUUCUUCAGAAAGAGAAAGAGGUAAUGGUGAAGUUCAAUAAAAUGGUAGCGGAGAAUGUGGCGACUGAAAGAAGAAUGUUCGCCCAUCAACUUAAAGAAAUGGCAGCAAAACUGAAAAUUGUCGAGGAUAAACUUAAUGAGCGCUUAAAAGCCGAGCGAGAGACUCGCAGAUCCCAAGAGCUAUGGGCUGCGGGCGCAUCCUUACUCGCCGCCACCAAAAAGGGCGACCCUAUAGUGAAGGUUAACAAGGAAUUGCAAGCCAUUGAGAAGGCUUCUGGCGAUGAUGAUAAGUUGGUGAUGACUGUUCUAAAGGCUAUACCGGACUCUGUACGGGAGAAAGGCAUUGUACCUGAAAGUGUGCUUCGUGAGAGAUAUCAUGUGAUGGAGAAAACUGCAUUGAAGGUAGCCUUAGUGGAGCAGGAUGGUGGACCACUGCCGAUCUUCUUUUUGUCUUGGUUGCAAUCUAUUCUACUGUUUAUGAAGGUUUCAGGCAUACCACAAGGAGAAAUUGACAAACCACUCCAGGAGCCAUUUAAUAAUUUAGACACGUUCGAUUUGUUACAAAGAGCCAGAUUUUGGAUUGAACGCGGCAACUUGGCAGCGGCGCUUCGCUACGUGGAUUCCUUGAAGGGGGCGUCUCGUGCCGCGGCUUCCUCGUGGCACGACGCCGCUAAAUCACACUUGGAGACCAGGCAAGCAGCUGAAGCGGUGCUGGCUCAUGCUGCUGCGUUGGGCUUGCAAUACAUUUAGAGUUAUUUUGGACAAAAAACUUCGUGUCUUCAGAAGCACCCACUCUGUUAAUAUGAUUUUAAAUGUAAAUGUCAUCUAGUAAAGUGAUAUAAAUAAAUAUUUUUUCUUAG
Messenger RNA from Achroia grisella, 2288 nucleotides. Its product is annotated as MICOS complex subunit Mic60-like. The record is from RefSeq and is a predicted model, not a curated record. The transcript is spliced from 18 exons. NCBI's taxonomy places the organism in Eukaryota, Metazoa, Arthropoda, Insecta, Lepidoptera, Pyralidae. The coding region runs from base 49 to 2178 and encodes 709 amino acids. Gene Ontology annotation, biological process: cristae formation. Gene Ontology annotation, cellular component: MICOS complex.